This is a messenger RNA of Homarus americanus (American lobster), 4536 nucleotides long. RefSeq lists its product as uncharacterized. The record is from RefSeq and is a predicted model, not a curated record. Gene Ontology annotation, molecular function: bis(5'-adenosyl)-pentaphosphatase activity; endopolyphosphatase activity; diphosphoinositol-polyphosphate diphosphatase activity. The transcript is spliced from 4 exons. Lineage: Eukaryota; Metazoa; Arthropoda; Malacostraca; Decapoda; Nephropidae. Bases 275 to 1192 code for a protein of 305 amino acids. Gene Ontology annotation, cellular component: cytoplasm; nucleus. Gene Ontology annotation, biological process: adenosine 5'-(hexahydrogen pentaphosphate) catabolic process; diadenosine hexaphosphate catabolic process; diadenosine pentaphosphate catabolic process.
CGGGGAUCAUUCUGUUUACCAGUGUAGCUCAAGCGCACAGCUGAGGAGGGUUAGGCAGCAAAGCUCUUGUGUGACUUGCGACUAUUUACCGUUUGAUACUUGUACCCCACACUUGUUUUGGUUGGCGGUGAUUCGUAGUCACAUUCUCUAAGUCUUAACUUCCCUAUGUAUCUAAAUGUCAGUAAAUGGAGAUUGUUUCGCAAAAAGCGGAAAACUUGACCAGUAAUCUAUCGCGCUUUGUAUCUUUAGUGUAAAAUCUCGUUAUUGGGUCAAGAUGCAGUCUAUUUCUAUGUCCGGAAGCUGUCCUUCAGUUAGUGUAUGUGACGCUUGGUCGUGCCCACCCCACCCAUACACCAUGAUGCUCCCGGGCGAGGCCAACUCGCCCAGCUCCUGGUCUACCUCACUUUGGGCUGGCCACAGCACCGAUUUUUGGAGAAAUUGUAACCUGAACGGUCAAUUGAGUAACGGCAGACGUGGGCAUGGCAGGAUCAGCUGCAGCAGUACGGGCAGCAGUAGCAGUUAUGAAGACAUGAGUUGUGAUGACAUAGACGACAACAACAAUAGCAGCAGCGGCGGGGAUCAGCUGGUAGGGGGCCUCACUGGCUCAGCCGCCACCAUUAUCUGUGGUCAAGAUGCCAACAACAAUGACGGGAAUACAAUUAACAACAACAACAACGAGGAAGACAUCAGUUACAACAAUACUGGAAGUACAAAGGGGAAGGGUUGGACGAAAAGUGUGACACCUCGGACAAGAGUGGUGGACGAGGACGGCUACAUCAGGAGGGCUGCGUGUGUUUGUCUGGAUGAAACCGAGACCAAGGUACUUCUAGUGUCAAGUAAGAAGGACCCGGGCUUGUGGCUGGUGCCUGGAGGAGGCGUGGAGGAUGGGGAGGACACGUCAACAGCGGCUGUGAGGGAGGCAUGGGAGGAGGCGGGUGUUCGAGGUCACAUCACCAGAUAUCUGGGACUAUUUGAGACGCAGCACCACACUGGGAGGAAGCGACACAGGACAGCAGUGUUUGUGGUGACGGUGAAGCAGGUGCUUCCCCAGUACCCGGAGUCCCAUCUUGGUCGACGGCGUGAGUGGUUCUCCCUGGAGGAGGCGCUGCUGCAUUUGUCCCGGAACCGUCCCCUGCAGAGCGCUUACCUGCAACUGCUGCUUGUUUCCCGCCUGAAGGUGCUGUCUGCCUGAAUUAUCACUUCAUCUUGUUGGAUGUUGCGGGGGGGGGGGACUUCUAUCGUCUUGUGAGGUUCUUCUCACCAAGGCAAGCAAAGCAUGACAAGAAUGAAGAUCUUGGAUAUCUUUUGGGCAAAAGGACAUGAUGAAAAAGAGACUUGGAAACAGUGUAAAACAGUAAUUAAGAAAAAAAACCCAGAAACUACAGAAUUAUUUAACUCAAAGCUUCAUACUGUACUUGGACAAGGAAGAGGAUUUAGCAUUUUUGAACUUAUUAUUUAAUUUCUUUAAAAAAAUAAUUGGUUGUGUACUGCACUAAAAAUAAUGAUGUCUGCAUCGUAUGUGGUGGAAACAAGGAGUCAAGGAUGUUGAUACAAUCUAUAUUUCUUGGGGCAAGAAGAGUGCAGGUGGCCAGGACUGUAACUUUUGUCAUACUGGUAUUUUUCUUUAAUCUCAGAAAAAAAAAUAUUCUAAGGACAGUGAUACAGUACUUGGAAAUUAAGAGAAAAGUGAGAUGUCAGGAAAAAUGACCAAAUAAACUGAGUAACCUCAAUAAUGGAGACCUGUAAACUAUGAAAUAACAUUCAGUAGCUGGGAUAAAUCCGGUGGUGGCAGUGGUGGGUAGUGCUCACUGUUGCACAUUCAACCAUGUUAUCCUUACACAACAUCGUCACCAGCCGAGGCGAUUGUUCUGAGGCAAAUUUUGUGUCAGAACAACCAAGGUUGUUGGGCGGCUGGUGCACGGUGUGGGUUGUUGCUUGUUGUGACGAUGAGUUAUUACCACUGAUUAUCUCAUGUCUUACAACUCUUUAUGUGAUGGAAAGAAAAAAAUAAAGUUAAUAUUGUGACAAAAUAUUAGAAAAAUAAUCAAACAGACGAUGUGUGCAGAUGAGAUUAAAACUGAUAUGAAAACUGAUUUUAGAAAACAAUAACUAAACGCAACAUCACUUGUAUUACACCCAGGAAAAUCCGUUCUAUUUUUGCACUGUGAAAAAAAUGAGAAAAAAAAAUGUCUCAGUGUUGGUGGUAAAACUAUUAGUAUAAAUUAUCAAUAGUAGAUGAUGUCAGUUAAGAAUACAAAAUUAAGGCAACACCGAUGAAAACUAUUACUGUAGCAGUCAUCCUCAAUGAUUCCAUAAUACAGUACUGGGUCACUUAAGUUGUGAUCACAGCUCUCUCAACCCCUAGUGUACGGGUUGCCUCUGAGCUGAAUAAAAUCAUCAGGAGUUAGCCAAGUACAAUGUUAGAAGUGGUGUCCCCAUAGUGAAGGGUUUAAGGAGAUAAAUAGUAUAUAAAGAGGUACCGUACUAUUUUCUGUUUAAAAAAAAUAAUAAAAAAUAGUUGAAUAUGAAAUAUGUAUGAAGACACAAUAUUGAGUGUACACUGAGAUGAAAGUACAAAUAACACAAACUUGUAGAGUAUUGUUCAGGACUGUUACUUGUCGUCAUCUGUACUGUAUGUGUCUGUGUCAUAGUCUCCGAGAUGCUACCAGGUAAUUAUCUGACUAUAUUCAGUUUUAUCGCUUGAAAUAAGAUUUCCUUUUAUUUACACUUUCUUUGGGUACAGUAUUAGCUAUUGUCAAAUUGAAUUACCAAAAGCCAGAUGUUAUUUUCCCAAGAAUUGUGUUGGAGAGUAAUUAUAAUUGUUCCCUGAGAAAAGAAACCUUUCAUUGUAUAAUGUAUUUUUGUCUCUGAUAAUUUUCUUAUAAAACAAGAUCAUAUUAUCUUAAAUACUCUGGUAAUCAAAGGAAAGGAAUAAGUCUUAUUAUAGUACAAGUACAUACUAAAUUCUCACUGUACGAGGUUUAUUAUACUGUAAGAACCGCUAAACACCCCACGUCUCCCUGAGCUGUACUGUACUGUACCUAGUUCUGGUUCAUCAUGUCCUCCUGUCAAUCAGGUGUCACACUACAUAAUUCCUUAGAUGUUUGUCGUCUGUGGCGUUCUCUCUGUUCAUCACCAUUUUUAAGAAGAUUGUAAAGUCUUGAAAAUGUUGGAAAGAGGAUUUUAUUAUUCUUUUUAGAGAAUUUGUGGUCAUGAGUAUUAACACGUUUAGUGCAGUUUAUAAAUAAUAAUAACACCAGGCUCUAAAUGGAUAUAGAGCUUGACAGUUAAUGUAGGAAAAAUAUAAAUAAUUUUUUUUUAUGAAAUGUGACCCAUAAUCAGUGCCUAUUUUCUCAACAUUUUAUAAGAGUUCUUAUUUUAAAACUUUAUCAUUAAUUAUCUUUGUUUACAUGGCGUCAUACCAGGGUAAAUAAAAAAAAAAAAUGAAUGUUAAGUAAAUUUUAGCUGAAAGUGAAAGCUAAUCAUGAAACUCAUAUCAAUAAUUACUGUACUGUCUUGGAAAUGUGUUCAUAUCAUAUUUAUUAGUUACGUCUUUAAAUAAUCUUCCACAAGAAACUCUACAGUGUAUUCCUCCGUUGUAUGUCAGGUGUUUACAUUAUUAUAAGAUACAAUGUGUAGAAACUUCAUAAGAAAUAGCUGCAUCUAUUUCCCAUACAUAUACUGUACCGUUGUUUAUCCAGUAAUCUAUUCAGUGAUUCAUCUUUAUUUCUCAUAUCCACAACACAUUACACAUCAUCCUUCUCAUUAAAUGUCAUUUCUCUAUUUUGUAAUAAAUUUAAUAGUUGGUAUCAAUACAAAAAUUAAAAAAAAAGUACAGGAAAUCUUACUCUUGGUGUUAAGGCAAACGUUGUACUGUAUAUCUUACAAGUAAUAUGUACAGUACAGGUAGUGUAUCAAUUAUUUGGCAAGCUUUAUGACUGUAAACGAACCCAAUUUGGGGAUUUCCCAAAUUUGUUAUUAGAUCUAAAAUAUACAAAUACGGUAAUAUAAACCCUCUCGCUGGCCAGUGCUGCAGGUUGUACUGCUAAACAAGGCUCUUCUCAAACAUAAGCAUAUGGAUGUUGUUGUUUCUGCAGGUGUAUCAAAACAAAUAAAGUUAAAAUCCAACUUUGGAUAAUGCAGCUGUUGUUGUGACAAGUGGGUGAGAUUUGGAUGAAGCAACUUGCACCAUUGGCCAAGGUGAGUCUUGUCCAACUGACGAUAAUACGAAGGGUUGAAUAAAGUAAGGGAAAACAUUUUGAAGAUUAGAAGAGGCAGUCUCCGGGUGUGUGUGUGCGUGUGUGUGUGUGUGGUGUUCUCCAGGUGUUAUAGAAUUUGUCCGUGUGUCUGUUUAAAAUGGCUGGAGUUUGGAGACAGAUAAUGAUCGAUACACUACCUAAAAGAAGCAAUACUGUAUAUACAAAGUGGUGUUAGUUACCAAGGCCACCUGAUGUAGUGUGGCCACACAAGCUACGCUCUGUGCAGUAUCUGCCUGUAUAUAUUUACAACCAUUUUAAUAUAAAGUUAUUAAUUAUA